UUAACACCGGUGUAUGCGUUCGUGAUAUUGCUGCAUGCCACGUGGCUGCUGAAGCUGCAAACUGGCCCACUGUGGCGCUGGGGCGCCGAAACGGAGCAAACAUUCUGCCGCCGGAACUGGUGGACGAACCUACUGUACAUCAACAACUACGUACAUGCUGACGAGCCAUGUGUCCAGCAGGCAUGGUACCUUGGUGCCGAGUUUCAAAUAUUCAUCAUCGCACUGAUCGUGCUGGUUACGAUCGUAAAGAUCCCCCGUGCAAAGGUCUCCAUACUGGGAUUGGUGCUACUUGCAGGCUACGUCAUUCCCGCGCUCUUCAUCUACUACCAAAAGCUAGAGGGAACGUACAUUAUCACUUUAGAAGCCCAACGGUAUAUCUUUUGGUACGACAAGUUUUACCUGAAAUCAUACAUCCCGACGCACAUCAACUUCGGGAACUACAUCCAGGGCGUGCUGACGGGCGUUAUCUACAACGAGCUGCAGAAGCGGUCGAUCAAUCUGGCGCAAAGUAAAGUAUUUCGCGCCGUAUGGUAUCUUACCUUCGCGAUCGUAUUCCUCUCGAUGCUGCCGUCCUACAUGUUCUACGUGAAUGACUUCCCCACGCCAUCGGUCUGGAUGGCUGCGUACUUUGUCGUGUCAAAGAAUCUGUACGGCAUCGGUACAGGGAUCGUGAUUCUGGGCCUGAUUUACGGUGUGAAUGGGGUGUUCAAACGUGUGCUAAACUAUCCGUUCUUUGAACCGCUUGGACGGUUGUCGUACGGUGCGUUUCUGGUGCAUCCGUUCGUGAUGCGCCUCAUGUUUUUCAGUGCACGCGGACCGGUUCACUACAGUGACUUACUGACGCUUUCUCUGGUGUUUGGAGCAACGGUUAUGUCCUGCCUAAUGGCAUUGGUGCUUUGUCUGCUCAUUGAGCUCCCCACUACUGCGCUACAGAAUCAUCUAUUUGGAAGCUUUAAAGAGCAAAAAAUGAACCAUACAGAUCGAGAAAGUGGAACCAAUGGUACCAAUCAAACGCUCAUCAACCCUGGCCUUGUUGGGAAGCAAAGUGAACUAUAAGCGGCAUGAGUACAAUUUGUAUAUCUCAUAUUCAUCAGAAACAAUUCAAAAGUUCGUCCAAUUAGCAACACUAAUUUAAAGUGCAUCAUUCUGUUUAUUUAGAUACAAAUAAAUCAUUCUUAGUGUGAAUCAUCAAUUACUCGUUUGCAUUUUUAAGACCAAAACAAAAUCAAAACCAUGGUAGGAGAUAUUAAAAACCAAAACACCAACAUAACCACGAAAGAAAACUGUCCCGAUAAACAUCGUAACUUUCACCCCGCUCCGUCUUUUCGUUUGACGUCACGGGC
Anopheles gambiae (African malaria mosquito) is the source of this 1343-nucleotide messenger RNA. Its product is annotated as O-acyltransferase like protein-like. The annotation marks the transcript as partial. The transcript is spliced from 5 exons. Lineage: Eukaryota; Metazoa; Arthropoda; Insecta; Diptera; Culicidae. The record is from RefSeq and is a predicted model, not a curated record. Gene Ontology annotation, molecular function: acyltransferase activity, transferring groups other than amino-acyl groups.